Cricetulus griseus (Chinese hamster) is the source of this 934-nucleotide messenger RNA. The record is from RefSeq and is a predicted model, not a curated record. NCBI's taxonomy places the organism in Eukaryota, Metazoa, Chordata, Mammalia, Rodentia, Cricetidae.
UGUUGUACCGCGAACAGUUUUGUAGUCACUGCCCAUAAGGCCAAGGUGGGGACCAGACCAGGUCAGAAGUGUAGAUGUCAGAAGGGAGUUGGCGCCAAAAAGAAACUCCAGUAGACCAAAAUGAUUGUCCUAAUGAGUUAUGGCCUUCGGAGGCUCCUGCAGAGCCACACAGCUCCAGCGGUACCUCCUACCCGGAAACUUGUCCACGCCCUACUUGGGCUCCGCCUUGAGGCGGCAGGACUCCAGAGCGCCUUCCACGCCACUCUCUGGACUGUACCCAUGGCCACCUGCAAGGAGGUGAAUGUGUCCGGCUUCGAGGAGUUCGACCAGGCUGUGAAGGAGCACAAGGGCAAGACAAUUUUUGCCUACUUCAGCGGCUCUAAGGAUGCAGAAGGGAAGAGCUGGUGCCCGGACUGCGUGGAAGCUGAGCCAGUGGUUCGAGAGGGGCUGAAGAGUGUUACUGAAGACUGCGUGUUCAUCUACUGCCAAGUAGGAGACAAAUCUUACUGGAAAGACCCAAAUAAUGACUUCAGACAACAACUGCAAGUAACUGCAGUGCCUACACUACUUAAAUAUGGAACCCCUCAAAAACUUGUGGAAUCUGAGUGCUCUCAGGCCAACCUCGUGGAAAUGAUAUUCUCUGAAGAUUAAGAUUUAAUGAUAGCACUUUGUGAUGGUAGACCAUGCUUUUAAUCCCAGCACUUGGGAAGCAAAGGCAGGUGGAUAGGCGAGUUCAAGGCCAGCAUGGUCUACAGAUCGAGUCCCAGGACAGCCAGGGAUAUACAAAGAAACCUUGUCUCCAAAAACAAACAAACAAGAUUUGAUGAUCACAAUUGUGUGUUGAUUUCCUGGUUUGCUUAAAAGAAGCCACAUACUUGCUUUGAAUUGAUCAGUGUAUGUCUAAACAAUAAAGAAUUAAAAUACAAACCUCCAA